AUGGCCAAGCUUGUGGUGACUGCUUGGAAUGUGUUCGAUCCGAGUAAGAACGCAUCACGAGUGCUUCGAGUCGCCGUUGAAGACGUCGACGAUGUCCCUCCUGAAUUUCCCAAGGGUGCAACCACGAUCUUCACUGUUCCGCAGUCCUCUAAUCCCACGGAAAUGACCAUUGGACGUGUCUCCGCUGCAAAAGGAAAGAGAGAUGCUCUACACUACUACCUCCUACCAAAAUGUACUCAAGAAUUCGAUCACUUCUCAGUGAGUGAGCGUUCGGGAGAAGUUGGCCUUACUACUGCCGGCGAAUCUAAACUUCCAGGUCGAACGGAGUUAUGUAUUCUAGCAAGGUAUUUAUAA
Messenger RNA from Cooperia oncophora, 354 nucleotides. The record is from the annotation of a GenBank genome assembly. Lineage: Eukaryota; Metazoa; Nematoda; Chromadorea; Rhabditida; Trichostrongylidae.